AUGACAAAUAUUGCACAAAGAAAAUCAAUAGGUAUGGCUAUAUGGUGGUUAACUUGUCUUAUGUUAAGUGCAUGUUCAUCACUUACAAUUGCUGAUGCAUUAUUUAAGAAAAUGUUAAUUUCUCGUAAAUAUAGUGGGCCAGAAUUGGCAAAACGUUUAGCCAAUCGUAUGAAUUUCGUCGAUGAAGUUGGUAAAAAACACGACAAAAUGGCGUUAUUUGGGCAACAAAAUCAAGGAAAAGUUAUGAUACCAAGGAAGAUGUUAGGUCGAUAUGUCUUGGAAUCGAUCAUAGAUAUGGUCGUGGAAAUUGUUGGUUUAUCUGAAGCUGAAGUGAUUCAAAUAUUAUUUAAAUAA
This is a messenger RNA of Rotaria sp. Silwood1, 354 nucleotides long. The record is from the annotation of a GenBank genome assembly. NCBI's taxonomy places the organism in Eukaryota, Metazoa, Rotifera, Eurotatoria, Philodinida, Philodinidae.